Centruroides sculpturatus (bark scorpion) is the source of this 3900-nucleotide messenger RNA. RefSeq lists its product as uncharacterized. The record is from RefSeq and is a predicted model, not a curated record. NCBI's taxonomy places the organism in Eukaryota, Metazoa, Arthropoda, Arachnida, Scorpiones, Buthidae. The transcript is spliced from 22 exons. Gene Ontology annotation, molecular function: monooxygenase activity; oxidoreductase activity, acting on paired donors, with incorporation or reduction of molecular oxygen; heme binding.
UUUAAAAUUAAUAAAAUCACUGCGGAUUUAACUUUAUUUAUUUGAUUCAACAGCCAUCAAAAUGAUGAAUCACAUGGGGAGUUUGCAAGUCACGUGAUAACAACGCCAUUUUGUUAGUAAUUCGCAAAUAUAAAGGAGUUUUGCAUUUACUAGGACAUCGUGUAUCUUGAGAGAAUUGAAGCGAAGCCGGAAAGAAAGAAGAGAUCCUUGCACUUGUUAUUACAGAAGAGGCAAUACUUGCCGCCAUAAUUAUGGAAGAAUUUAAACUUUACGAUUUGUUAUAUCUUACUACGUCAUUCAAAGUACCUCCACCCUAUAAGAUCCAAUAAGACAAUCGUUUUAUAAUUUUCAUCUAAUAACACUCUGAUAUCAGUGAAGAAUACAAAAAUGGCGUAUGUAUUCCUGACUGUGAUACUAAUUAUUGCUUUAGCAGCAAUAAUUUCACAUAUUCGAUGGAAGAAACGACUGAAAAUAUUGAAGAAAGAUGGUCUACAUGCAUUUUUAUUCCCUUCAAUUUGGUAUAACUUCUGGAGAUUCUUGUUUAGAAAUCGAGGAGUUUACGAUCAAGUUGCUAUGUUUAAUACGAUAUGUGGUCUGAGUAAGUUGUUUGAGAAGGAGAGGAUCUUUACUGCUAUCUUUUCGAAGUUGUUUAUCGUUCAAAUUUAUAAAACCGAAUAUAUAAAAGCAAUUUUAAGUAACAACGACGUGCUUAAUAAAUCACCAAUGUAUCGUAUGAUGCAUCCUUGGAUUGGUACUGGCCUUCUAACUAGCACCAAGGAAAAAUGGAAACAAAGACGAAAACUUUUAACUCCAGCAUUUCAUUUUAACAUAUUAGAAACCUUUCAACCCAUCUUUAACGAACAUUCAUUUGUUCUUGUACAAAAAUUAAAUAAAUUAGAACCCAAUUCUUGGAUCGAUAUUGUGCCUCUGAUGUCUCUCUGUACAUUAGAUAUAAUUGGAGAGACAGCAAUGGGAGUGAAGUUGAAAUCACAAGAAAAUGAAAGUUCUGAAUACGUUCAAGCAGUGGGAAAAAUGGAGAGUUUGGUUACGGAAAGAACAAUGUAUCCAUGGUAUCAAUUCGAUUUUAUUUACUAUUUAACAUCAGCUGGAAAAAAAUUCAAGAGAUAUGUAAACAUUAUACAUAAUUUUAGUAGCCAGGUAAUAUUAGAGAGAAAAAGAGAAUUCCUUAAAAUUUUACAAGAAUUAAAAGUCGAGAACAAAGAUGAUGUCUUCUUUCAGAAGAAGGAGAAAAAGCCAUUUUUAGAUCUUUUACUUCAUCGUCAUUUAAUCCAUGGAGACAUUACUGAAGAGGAUAUCAGAGAAGAAGUGGACACCUUCAUGUUUGAGGGUCACGACACAACGGCGAUAGGAAUAAGUUGGGCAUUAUAUAAUCUCGGUUUAUAUCCCGAUAUACAAGAAAAAGCCUAUGAAGAGGUGUACAAGAUUUUUGGAAAUGACAAAGAAAGGCCAAUUACUUGCGAUGAUUUAAGAGAUAUGAAAUAUAUGGAAUGUGUUAUUAAGGAAACAUUAAGACUUUAUCCUCCAGUUCCUUUCAUUUCUCGUUGCCAUACUGAAGAAUUUAAAAUUGGUAAUUAUUUUAUAACUAUGCUUUUAAACCAUAAUUAGAUAUAUUUAUGUUCAUUAUUUUAAAAUUUAGGUAGCAUAACUAUACCGAAAAAUGCAUUAAUACCUAUAAUCAUACAUACCAUACAUCGAGAUCCUGAAUUCUACACAGAUCCAGAAAUGUUUAAUCCAGAGCGAUUUUAUCCUGAGAACUGCGUAGAAAGAAAUCCAUUCGUAUAUAUUCCUUUUUCGGCAGGACCUAGAAAUUGUAUUGGACAAAAAUUCGCCCUAAUGGAAGAGAAAGUGGUAAUAGCUAACGUAUUACGUCAUUUCCGGAUAUAUGCCAAAGAUAAACCUGAUAAAAUGAUCGAAUGUGGCCAAUUGGUACUCAGAUCUGUAAACGGUAUACAUUUAAAAUUCGAAAAACAAAGUUUAAAAAUCAAAUUUAUUAUUAAUUUGUACAUUCAAACUGAAAGGAUGUUAUGGCAAUUAUGUAUAGUUGUUAUUUGUGUAGUUCUUUUAAUAUCGAUAACAAAAUGGAAUCAGUACAAACAGUUAAACCGUCUCAAAGAGUGUAAUUUAACUGUUUCACCAAUACCUAAUCUUUUUUAUGUAUUUUGUAAAGUAAUGCUGAAUAGAACUAAUUCAGAUUACAUUCCUCAAGUUUGGAUUUUCCAGUAUAUGUAUGGCAAAAGUCGUCUAUACGAAAGAGAAAGACUGUACGUUGUUUAUGUAGCUGGAAACUUUAUUGUACAUCUGUACAAACCGGAAUACAUCGAAGUAAUUAUAAACAGCCACACAGUUCUAGAUAAAGGUUGGAUGUAUAAUGCAUUAAAAUCAUGGCUAGGAAAUGGGUUAAUUACCAGAUCCAGAGAGUUAUGGAAGCCAAGGCGAAAGUUAUUAACACCAGCAUUUCACUUUAAAAUUCUAGAAAAUUUUCAUACAGUUAUCAAUAAGCAUUGUUUUAUUUUAAUCGAUAAACUAGAGAAAAAAGUACAAGAUCCAUGGGUUAACAUCACUCGCAUGUUAUCCUUAUGCACUCUUGAUAUUAUAGCAGAAACUGCAAUGGGAGUAGAAAUAAAUGCUCAACAGGAUGAAGAAUCUGAAUAUGUCAAGGCAGUUAAUAGAAUUGAGGAAUUGAUACUAUACAGAAAUAUGUAUCCUUGGUUCUGGUCGGACAGUUUUUUCAAAUUAACAUCUUCAGGAAGAGAAUUUAAUCGUGUUGUUAACACUCUGCACAGCUUUACAAGAAAGAUAAUAUCUGAAAGGAAACAAGAAAUGCAAAAUAACUACGAAAAUAUACAAAACACGAAGGAUGAAGAUUCCGAAAAUGUAUAUACACAGAGUAAAAACAGAAAACCAUUCCUCACUCUUCUUCUCCAUCAUCAUUUGAAUAAUGGAGACAUCACUGAAGAAGAUAUUAGAGAAGAAGUGGAUACCUUCAUGUUCGCUGGCCACGAUACUACUUCAGUAGGCAUUUCAUGGACAUUAUACAAUCUCGGACUUUAUCCCGAUAUACAGCAGAAAGUAUACGACGAAGUUGUUAGUGUAUGUGGAAAUGAUAAGAGAACACCAAUUACAUCAGAAGAUAUCAAAGAGAUGAAGUAUUUAGAAUGUGUUAUAAAGGAAACACUUAGAUUGUAUCCAUCAGUUCCAAUAAUUGGAAGAGAAACCAAAGAAGAUUUUAAAUUAAAUGAUACAAUGACGAUACCAGCAAAUUCCUUUAUUUUUAUUGAAAUUUAUUCGCUACAUCACGAUCCCGAAUAUUAUCCAAAUCCUGAAGUAUUCGAUCCCGAUCGGUUCCUGCCAGAAAACUGUAAAGGAAGACAUCCUUUCGCCUUCAUCCCCUUUUCGGCAGGGCCAAGAAAUUGCAUAGGUCAAAAAUUUGCAUUGAUGGAAGAGAAGAUUAUUAUAAGCAAUAUUUUACGUCAUUUCAUUGUCAAAUCUGUUGAUUAUCCUGAUAAGAUUGCUCUAUGUCCAGAAAUUGUUCUUCGACCUGCUAAAGAGUUGAAACUGCAAUUUAAAGAACGAUAAAAGAGAAUUUGAAGGGUUAAUUAAGAGUCUCUGCUGUUUUUCCUUAAAAUUUUAUUAAUAUUAAUUUUGUUAGAUCUAAAUAAAAUAUCGAUAAUUAUUACCAUAAGUUUGAUUUUCUAAUUAGAAAUUAAAACUUAGAAUAGAGCUUGAAUAAUUUUUAUUCUGAGGCGAAUUAUUACAACUUUAUAAGUUAAGUGAUAUCAAUCUUUAGUUUUGAAUAUGUAUAGAUAAGGAUAAGAAUGUAGUUUGUACAUUAUCGCUUUUCGUAAUGAUAAGACUGUAUUCGACUGAAGGAAUAAGACA